Molecule: messenger RNA, 438 nt
Organism: Coniosporium apollinis CBS 100218
Lineage: Eukaryota; Fungi; Ascomycota; Dothideomycetes
Exons: 1
Coding region: 1-438 (145 amino acids)
Source: RefSeq, a predicted model, not a curated record
AUGCCAAUCCCGCUGCUACCUCCAAGCUCAACCACCAAACGUAAAAGAGCGGCAGAUACAGCAGCACCCCCCAACGAAGCGUACCAAGGAAGGCCUCCAGAGUCGAAACCAUCAGCCGUGCAGGUGAUUCAACUCUUACUCUCGCCCGCCGCACUCAAUCCCUGCCGUCCAGAAGACGAGACAAAAGAUAUCCAGACUCAUGGCGAUGAGUUUCGGAUCUACUAUUCGAGCAAACUAAAUUCUUUCAAAGAACUCAUGUGCGCCGUCGUGCUCACCGGGUCGAGCCCCCAUGAAUGCGGUUUGAAAAGGAUCCGCACGAUCUUCAACGAACCACACGAAUUCACCCCCGCAAAAGCCGUGCACGAUGCUGGGAGUGAAAACUGGCAGCAGGCAGUUUCGAAUGCGCCAAAUGAACACUACAACAAGACCGCCAAAUGA